GGUAAACGCUAGGGGUGCUGGUUUGCUAGCGCCAAAGCCGUUCUGUCAUUGGGAAGGAAAAUUAAAACGGAUUUAUUUGGUUGUUUCUUUUUUAAAAAAAAAAAAAAAAAAGAUGUGGGAGGGGGUUAAAAAUACGGAAUAGGCCUAGUUGUUGCUAUUCAGACUCCUCUCCUCGGUUAGGGGAUCGCUACGGCACUGGCUGCGGGGAAAUACAAUAAAAUAAAUCAGAGAAGGGGGUUGGAAAGGAGGAAUAAAAUUUAAGAGGAAAAGAAAAAAGAGCUCUAAUGGGUUUGGUUCUGUAGAAUUAUUUUAUGGCAUCCAUCUACACGUUGUACAAGCAGAUUUGAUUUGGCUUCUUACUUUUACGGCAGGUUUUAGAGGGGAAGAUACAGUUUAGGGUUGCUGCCCGCUCCCCGCAAAGCGGGGGUGCUGGGUUGGGGGGUGGGAAACGCUCCGCUGGGUGCAAAAGGCGUCUUCGCUUUGCUCCGCGUCUUUUGCUGGAAAGCCGGGGGUGGCGCGGGCGUGUGAAACUGCUCGGGGCUUGUCCUGAGCGCGUGGGGGUUUGGUUCUUAAAAUACGCCUUCGUUUUUCUGUUUUUCUGGGAAUUAUACGUUUUAUCAGGAAAAGCGACUAUUCACCCUAAAGUACCUGAAAAAUCGGGGGGGGUGUGUGUCAUUUGUCCGGGAAAACCGCGGGACAUUCGUUCUUGGCCGCAACUAAUUUUUUGGUAGAAGAAAAAAUGCAGUAGCUUAUGAAAUAUAUUUAAGAUAUUUUCCUGGAAUUUUAAUGGAGGGGAAACGCCGCAUUUCUCUGAUAACCUCUUUGCGGUGGCAUUUAAAUGCAAUGAAUUCGGGAGAUGCUUGACCAAAAAAUGUUCUGCCUUUUGAAAUACAAGGAAACAAAAAAAAAAGGGGGGGGGGAGAGAGGAUGCUAUACUUUUAAUCUCUUGGGCAACUGUAAUUUUAAACGAAAUCUCAACAUGAUGCUACCCUCAUUAGUUCCGAAUGAAGGUUCAUUACCUAGACAGUAUGAAUAUUUUAUUGCUUUAUAUCCCUUUUUCGGAAAUGAAACGCCUUUGAUCUUUUUCUCGGGUUGUAAAAAGAAUUGCCUGUCAUUAAAAAAAAAACCUGUCGUCCCAUCUGCCUUUACAUUCUGUAUUUCUUUUCAUCUGUUUCUUUCCUUUUUUUUCUUUUUUUUUCUUUUCUUUUUUUUUUUUUUUAUGAUUUAUCCGCACCCGCCCGUAUAAACCCAAACCUUGGUUGACCUCCAGGAACGAAAUGUGGGCGCUGCGUAUAGCGAAUGAUUACGAGGGUUUCAGGACGGAGGGGGACUGAGCUGUGGCAUUUUGCUUUUAAACAACGGUUAUUUUGGUUCGAGCCUCGUUGCGCGUCUAUAUUUCUAUAUUCAGUCCCAGAGCUGAUUUUUUUUUUUUUUUUUAGCACAGCGGUAAAUUAAUGCGGGAGGGACGGAGGAGAAGGUAGCAAAGUUCUAGUUUUUUUUCUAAUCUGGGAUGAGCUAUUCGGCUACUGAGUUGGUGCUUUAAUUAAUCGUCUUUCCUCUGAAGGGUGAAUCUUUUGACCAUCUUUAGAUUAAUUCUCGAUCUCUCGAGUCACAAAACUUUACCCCCCUGCCCCAGAAGAUAAUUAUGGCGAUAGGCGAAGAUCUCUGACCGAGGAGGAUGCAUCUGUCUUCUAUAUGUACCCUGUAGAUCCGAAUUUGUGUAAAGGAAGUUGGGUCACAAAUUCGUAUCUAGGGGAAUAUGUAGUUGACACAAACACUACAGGUCACAGUCCCAGAAGGCAUUAAAACCCAAACCAAACCCCCCAAAAAGCCACCCCUCCCUCCCCCGAGCUCUAACUAAAAGGGCGCAAACAAGGUUUUAACCAGAAAACUGUUUUAGAGCUGAAAAGAAAUAGGUUGGGGUUGACCUUAGCUCAACUCCAGCGCUCCUGCGAUAAACUUUAUCAUCGCUUCGAGAUAAAAUCUGAGCUGCGAAGGCGGGCGGGGGGUGUGGGGGGGUCAGGGGCGUUAUUAUUGCCGUCCGAGAGCCAGGGUCCCGCUAGUGCUUCAGUUGGUGGCAUCUCAGCACCGACACCGAAAGAAAUUUUUUUUUUUUUUAAUAUAUAUAUAUAUAUAUUAAUUGCUUUCUUUCGUGCCGCGCGUGGGGAGCUUAUUGCGCGUUUCGGGUCCGAACACGGCUUUGAGGAAUCGGGGGUGCCUCUGGAAAGGCUGCUGCUCUGCUCGGGCUUUUAAAGCGUCUUUAUUACAAGAAGGGCGAGGCGAAGAUGCAUUAGGACUUGGGCUAAUUCGCUUUUGUAAUUGUUCAUCAAGUCCUUGAUUUCUUGCUUGGAGGACGGGCUCCUUUUUUUCCAUCGGUGCGUGGGAAAACCAGGCAAUCUCAGAGCGCAGCUAAAUGUGAUUUAGGAGACCGGGUACCCCGAAUUAGCUGAUGAAUUUCUUAUCGAUCCCGAACGAGCCCUAUUCAUCUCUGCCAGGCUCGGGGCGCAAUGUCCCUUCCCGUAUCACCUUAGGACGGAAUGAGAUGCAGCCACCACCCGGAGGGACCGCCAUGGAUCAUGUGCUGGGGCAGCGGCUCCGCGCCGCAGCCUCCCCCCACCCCAAAAAAAAAAAAAAAAAAAAAGCGGGGUUACCCUCUAUUAUAUUAUUUUUAAUUUUUUUUUUUGUUUGGGGGGGAUUUUUAUUUUUCCCACCCUCCCUCCCCUCGGCCCCCCCGCGCCCUGAGCCAGGACACACCCCCGAGGGGUGUGGGCCGGGGUGGGGGGGUGGGGGGGGAGCCCCGCUUCUCGCCCACGGGGCGCUGCGGAGCCCGGGGCCGGCGGGGCCCGGCGGCGGCGGGGCCGGGGGAGGCCGGAGGGGAGCGGGCGCCCCCGGUCGCCUCCCCGGGGAUGCUGGGGGAUGCUGGGGGCCCCGGGAGAGCCCGGGCUGGGCAGAUUUCCUUAUCCGGGGAUCGCAGGGCACCUCGCCAUUGGCCCGCGCUGUCACAUGGACUCCAACUUUGUUCACUUGACAAAAUUAAUGGCCAUGAGCUCGUUUUUGAUCAACUCCAACUAUGUGGACCCCAAGUUCCCACCCUGUGAAGAGUAUUCCCACAGCGAUUACCUUCCCAAUCACUCGCCGGAAUAUUACAGCAGCCAGAGGCGAGAGAGCACUUUCCAACAUGAAGCGAUGUACCAGCCGCGGUCAGCCUGCAAGGAGCAGCUCUACUCGUCCUGUCAGAGCUCCGGCCACCAAGCAGCGGUGUUAUCCCCCCGGGGUCAUGUCCAUCCUCCGGCCGGACUGCAGAGCCACCUCUCUGAGCCAAACCAUCCCUGCGAGCCGGUCACCCCCAGCCCACCACCCUCCUGCAGCCAAAACUCUCUGAACCAAAGCCCUUCCAAUUCCUCUUGCAAAGAGCCGGUAGUUUACCCCUGGAUGAAAAAAGUCCAUGUAAGCACGGUAAACCCCAAUUACUCAGGAGGGGAACCGAAACGCUCCCGCACAGCCUACACCAGGCAGCAAGUCCUGGAGCUGGAGAAGGAAUUUCACUAUAACCGCUAUCUCACCCGGAGGCGCAGGGUCGAGAUCGCCCAUUCCCUCUGCCUCUCCGAGCGCCAGAUCAAAAUCUGGUUCCAGAACAGGAGGAUGAAAUGGAAAAAAGAUCACAAGUUACCCAAUACCAAGAUCAGGUCUAAUUCUUCCAGCUCCUCUGCCAGCCUGCAGAUCCCACAAGGAGGAUCUCAAAACCGAUCCCAUGGACCAGCCACCAGCCUAUAACUAUUCCCUGGAUGGAUGGAUGGAUGGAUGGAUGGAUGGAUGGAUGGAUGGAUGGAUGGAUGGAUGGAUGGAGUGUGCGUGUUUGUGGGUGUGAGUUCGUGCGUGUGCAGGGAACACAUUGUAAUUUGUUGGGGACUUUUCUUUUUUUUUAUUAUUUUUAAAUGCUCUAAGAAGCGAGGGAAGGAGGGGUGCUCUUUAUUUAUAGGGGGAACAGAGGGAGACUCAGCUGCAACAAAGCAGAGCUGUGCCGUUGCGCCUCUCUUCCAUUAAAAGGAGGCUGUAGAUAGUAGUUUUCAGAUUUGGCUAAGAUGGAUCCUUGUUUCAUCUUUAAUCACGCCAAGCUCUGCCCCAUUUGUCAUGUUUACUCUCCCGUACAAAGGAUGGACCUUAUGUCUGCUAUUACCUCGACAACCAGCGCUCACUUUAAUAAAUGAGGCUCAGUUUCUUCAAGACGAACUGGAUUUUCUCCCCCCCCCCUUCUUUUUUCCCUUCUCUUUUUCUUUUCUUGCCUACCAGCCACAAACGGAAAGUUUCUGUCCCGCCAUCCCAAAGACGCGGCGAUUCCAGCGCAGCCCUGCAAUGGGAAAAAAAGAUAAAUCUCCCCAAACCCAACAAACACCCCCAAAAUCCCCGACGGGGACCAUGGGGAGCGGGAGGGGGGGCUGCGUGGGGGUGGGGGUGGGCACGGACCCCUGGAAAAACAAGGAAAAUUAGGUCAAGUGGGUGAUGGACAAAGAAAGGGAGAGGAUGGAGAGUGAUGGAGGAGGAGGACCUCCCCCCCCCCGGCCAUUCUGUUGAGUCCAGCAGGUUAAUUGUGAGUCUGGGAAAGGGGGGGCAGGAGGGGAGGGGGGGCAAAAGGGGGAGGUUAGAAACCAGGGGGUGACCACUGGCACCUGAACUCAUCCCCCCAGCCCGGGGUGAGGGGCGGCGGGGGGUGGGCGUGGGGGCUGCUCUCUGUUUAGCCCAGUUUUGUACUGAAAAUGUGAAUUAGGGCCGGAGGGGUGAGGGCUCCCCCCCCCGCCCCCGCCUUGGGGUGAGCACGGGGUGAGGGGUCUGGCCAGGCUCCCCCUAAUCCCCCGCCCUCCUCCAUCCCCUCCCUUUGUCCUUCGCGGUGUCCAGGAUUACCUGUAAAUAGCAGAGAAAAAGAACAAAACCAACCAAACAGACAAAAAAAAAGCGAAAUUGGAAAUAAAUUUUUUCAUUGUGAA
Phalacrocorax carbo (great cormorant) is the source of this 4982-nucleotide messenger RNA. NCBI's taxonomy places the organism in Eukaryota, Metazoa, Chordata, Aves, Suliformes, Phalacrocoracidae. The record is from RefSeq and is a predicted model, not a curated record.